CGCCUGUUGACUGGCACCGUUUACAUGGGCGAUAUCAAAGUCAGUCUAGCUCAUGUGGCAUGUCGUCAGUUUCGGAGGCAAUGUUCUCACGUUAUUGCUUGUCUUCACCAAGAAUCCCCAAGAAACCAGGCUUGAUCAAUCCAACUUGACUCCACUUUACGGGGCAUUCCCCAUGUGGAGUUGUAUUUGCUACCGACUGUAAGCCAUGCAAAACUUGUUGCGGGAUGCAUAAAACGAGGUUACCAACCCGCACUUUCACUCCAUAUCGCUCCUUACAACUUUCAUUCUUCAACUACAGGGCACGCCCACUUGCCUUAGACCAACGUGCGCCAUGUCUGUCAACCCAGCGCCAGCACAAGUUGUGCUCGACGAGAAGAACAUAGAUCCAAGACAAGUCGAAGAUGUAGUCUCUGGAAAACAAACGAGUGGGCUCGUAGAAGAUGCCAAAAAUGCUUCUGAUGCCGAACAUACCAUGAGCCUUUGGAAGGCUAUCAAGUUGUAUCCCAAUGCCAUCGGAUGGUCAGUCCUACUGUCGUCGACUUUGAUUAUGGAAGGGUACGACCUCGCACUCCUUGGUAGCCUUUACGCAUCGCCAGAAUUCAACAAGAAGUACGGCACUUACAACCCAAGUACCGGCAAAUGGGCGAUCUCUGCAGCCUGGCAGUCUGGUCUUUCGAACGGCGCUAGAGCAGGGGAGAUUUUUGGCCUCAUCAUCGCAGGUUGGACAGCGGACCGUUUUGGCUACAGAAUAACCACCAUUGGCUCGUUGAUAUUAAUGAUUGCGUUCAUCUUUGUCCUAUUUUUUGCUCCCAAUCUCCCGGUCCUGGUUGUUGGCGAAAUACUCUGUGGUAUUCCAUGGGGUGCCUUCCAAUCUGUCACGCCUGCAUAUGCUUCCGAGGUCGCGCCAACAGUGCUCAGGCCUUACCUGACAACUUUCAUCAAUCUUUGCUGGGUGAUUGGGCAGUUCUUUGCAGCGGCUGUAAACCGAGGUUCAGUCAACCGCACUGAUCAGUGGGCUUAUCGCAUUCCCUUUGGUGUGCAGUGGGUUUGGCCGCUCCCAAUUCUUGCUGGUCUGAUCUUUGCGCCCGAGUCGCCGUGGUGGCAUGUUCGUCACGGGAAUCGAGAAGCUGCAAAGAAAUCCUUGCUCCGAUUGACAUCCAAGAAUCAGCCUGGUUUCAAUGCGGAUGAAACAAUUGCAUUGAUCGAGCACACCAACGAAAUGGAGAAGGCGGUACAAGAGGGUGUGACCUAUCGUGAUUGUUUCAAAGGAGUGGACCUUCGACGAACAGAAAUUGUCGUCGGCAUUUGGCUUGUGCAGACAUUAGGUGGUCAGAACCUGAUGGGAUACUUCUCGUACUUUUUGGUGCAAGCCGGAAUGGAUCCCGCCAAUUCCUUUUCUCUCUCUAUGGGCAAUUCCGCUCUUGGGGCUGUAGGAACCAUGGGGUCCUGGUUCUUGAUGAGCCGAGUGGGUCGUCGAACGAUACAUUUCAGUGGUCUCUGCGGCCAACUCACCAUCUUGAUCAUCGUGGGAUGUCUUUCCUUUGCAUCCUCGAACAAUGCGAAGUGGGCAAUCGGCGCAAUGUUGAUCGUCUUCACGUUCGUGUAUGACUUUACGGUCGGACCUGUGACAUACUCACUUGUCUCCGAGCUUUCUUCGACCCGGUUGAAGGCAAAGACGAUAGUGUUGGCAAGAGCUGGGUACAAUGCCAGCAACAUCUUUGUGAAUGUCAUGACCAACUAUCAGCUCAGUUCUACAGCCUGGAAUUGGAGUAGCCGAGCAGCAUUCUUCUGGGCUGGAACUUGUUUGAUGUCCGCUGUUUGGGUGUUCUUCCGCCUGCCAGAGCCCAAGGGCCGCACAUAUGCCGAGCUUGACCUGUUGUUCGAACACGAAGUGCCUGCUCGGAAAUUCGCAAAGACAACAAUCGACCCUUAUUCACACAACAUUGUACCAGUAAAGCGAAUGUCAAACGGAACUGAUGAAUUAGACACGACCCACUAGGAGAGUCUCAUCUAAAGUCUCAACAAGGGUCAAGAGAAGACAUGUGACUUAAAUGAUGAGGACCGUUCGGAUGGGAGCUUUCUCUGAGUAGGGGCUAGAUAGUUGUGAAAUAUGGC
Molecule: messenger RNA, 2115 nt
Organism: Exophiala mesophila
Lineage: Eukaryota; Fungi; Ascomycota; Eurotiomycetes; Chaetothyriales; Herpotrichiellaceae
Exons: 6
Coding region: 332-1999 (555 amino acids)
Biological process (GO): transmembrane transport; carbohydrate transport
Cellular component (GO): membrane
Molecular function (GO): carbohydrate:proton symporter activity
Source: RefSeq, a predicted model, not a curated record